AUGUCUAACUUGGACUUGGAUGCACUGUUAAACAGUGCACUCGAUGACUUGGAAGUCUAUGAAAAGAAGAAGAAGGAGGAUGGUGCCGCGGCAACUGCAACAGCCGCAGACACCCCUGCAACUCUGAAGCAAACAACAACAACAACAGUGGCAACAGCAUCAACUUCAUCAACUCCAUCUACACCUAUAUCAACUACAUCGACAACUACAACAACAACUACAUCAGCAGCAGCAUCAAGUAGUAAUGCAGCAGCAGGCAUGGGCAACAUGAUGGACAUGUUCAGCCAGAUGUUCAAUGACAAGAGCAUGGACGACUUGAUAAAGAAUAUGGGUUACGACAAGAUGGAGGACAUGAUGAAGGAUAUGAAUGAUUAUAUUGGUAGUGCAGGUGGUGAUGGAGACGACUCGGGCAGCAAUCCCGCCGGCACCGCAUUACCCGCCGUCCCCGGCAUGCCCGAUGGCAGCAACUUUGAAUCGAUCUACGCUGGCAUGAGCGAGAGCGAGAAGAAGGAGAUGGAGGAGAGCUUUGGCAAGUUCAGCAAGAUGUUCUCUUCGAUGGCUGGCGACUCGACGUCGGCGGCCGGCAUCCCAAACAUGCCUCCCGCUGCCGCCCAACAACAACAACCAGCUGGCAUCAACUUCAAGGACUUUGAGAGCAACAUCUCUGGCAUGCUCAAGGGUUUGGCCGACAAUGCCGCUCAACAAGGUGGCAAGCAAUCAUUCGAAGAUGACAUGAUCAAACAGUUUGCCUCAAUGAUGGGCAGUGGAGGUGAAGGAGGUGGCGAGUUCAACGGCAUGGCCGAUGGUAUCAAUGAUUUCUACGAUGACUCAAUGAAGUACAUCGUUGAGAAGUAUCCUCAAUGGAUUGAAGAGAACAAGGAUAAAUAUACUCCAGAGGAGAUUAGUAACUUCUCUAAACAGAAUGAUGUGUUCCAGAAGUUGUACAAGUCUGGCGAGGAUGUAGGCCAGGAGGAGAUGUAUGACAAGAUAUCAAUGCUUGGUCAGCUGCCUGAGGCAUUUUGCGAGCAAUACUGUAAAGAAAUACAAGAGCGCAUGGAGAAGGACAUGGCUGCCGUGGCACCAACUCAGCCCGGGCCACAAUGA
This is a messenger RNA of Acytostelium subglobosum LB1, 1104 nucleotides long. RefSeq lists its product as hypothetical. Lineage: Eukaryota; Evosea; Eumycetozoa; Acytosteliales; Acytosteliaceae. Bases 1 to 1104 code for a protein of 367 amino acids. Gene Ontology annotation, cellular component: peroxisome; peroxisomal membrane. The transcript has 2 exons. Gene Ontology annotation, biological process: protein import into peroxisome membrane. The record is from RefSeq and is a predicted model, not a curated record.